CGCGGCGGGGUCCGGGGGUCGCAGCGGGGGCUCUAGCGCCCGCAAGCCGAGGCCUCCGUUCCUUUCGGAGGACGCUUAGUAAUUCUCGUGCCUACACGGGACGAGCAACGGGUUGCUCAACUUUCACGACAAAUCGGGCGACAGCAGCCGCUGUCUUUGGACUCGUAUCUUUUGAGAAAAAUGGAACGGUCCAGGGGCCUCACUGCCCUGGGCAAGUCUAAACUUCUAAGUUCUUUUGUUGAGAACCCCUGCCUCCGACUCCCGACAUUCUGGCAGUUAGAACAUGGCAACCAUAGAAGAAAUCGCACAUCAAAUUAUUGAACAACAAAUGGGAGAGAUUGUUACCGAGCAGCCAACUGGCCAGAAAAUCCAGAUCGUGACAGCACUUGAUCAUAAUACACAAGAGAAGCAGUUCAUUCUGACAAAUCAUGAUGGCUCUACUCCAAGCAAAGUCAUUCUGGCCAGGCAAGAUUCCACUCCAGGGAAAGUAUUCCUCACUACUCCAGAUGCAGCAGGUGUUAAUCAGUUAUUUUUUACAACUCCUGAUCUGUCUGCACAACAUCUCCAGCUCUUAACAGAUAAUUCUUCUCCAGACCAAGGACCAAAUAAGGUUUUUGAUCUUUGCGUAGUAUGUGGAGACAAAGCAUCAGGGCGUCAUUAUGGAGCAGUAACCUGUGAAGGCUGCAAAGGAUUUUUUAAAAGAAGCAUCCGAAAAAAUUUAGUUUAUUCAUGUCGAGGAUCAAAGGACUGUAUUAUUAAUAAACACCAUCGAAAUCGCUGUCAAUACUGCAGGUUACAGAGAUGUAUUGCGUUUGGAAUGAGACAAGACUCUGUUCAGUGUGAAAGAAAACCCAUUGAAGUAUCUCGAGAAAAAUCUUCCAACUGUGCCGCUUCAACAGAAAAAAUCUACAUCCGAAAAGACCUUCGAAGCCCAUUAGCUGCAACUCCAACUUUUGUAACAGAUAGUGAAACUGCAAGGUCAGCAGGACUGUUAGAUUCAGGAAUGUUUGUGAAUAUUCACCAGUCUGGAAUAAAAACUGAGUCAACUGUGCUGAUGACACCAGAUAAGGCUGAAUCAUGUCAGGGAGACUUAAGUACAUUGGCCAGUGUGGUUACAUCAUUAGCAAACCUUGGAAAAAGUAAAGAUCUUUCUCAGAAUAGUAAUGAAAUAUCUAUGAUUGAAAGCUUAAGUAAUGGUGAUACCUCUUUGUGUGAAUUUCAUCAAGAAAUGCAGACUAAUGGUGAUGUUUCAAGGGCUUUUGAUACUCUUGCAAAAGCAUUGAAUCCUGGAGAGAGCACAGCCUGUCAGAACGCAGUAGAAGGCAUGGAAGGAAGCGUACACCUAAUUGCCGGAGACUCAAACAUAAAUUACAUCGAAAAAGAGGGGCCACUUCUCAGCGAUUCACACGUAGCUUUCAGGCUCACCAUGCCUUCUCCUAUGCCUGAGUACCUGAAUGUGCACUACAUUGGGGAGUCUGCUUCCAGACUGCUGUUCUUAUCAAUGCAUUGGGCACUUUCGAUUCCUUCCUUCCAGGCUCUAGGGCAAGAAAAUAGCAUAUCUUUGGUGAAAGCGUAUUGGAAUGAACUUUUUACUCUUGGUCUUGCCCAGUGCUGGCAAGUGAUGAACGUGGCAACUAUAUUAGCAACGUUUGUCAAUUGUCUUCACGGUAGCCUUCAGCAAGAUAAAAUGUCAACAGAAAGAAGAAAAUUAUUGAUGGAGCACAUCUUUAAACUACAGGAGUUCUGCAACAGCAUGGUUAAACUCUGCAUUGAUGGAUAUGAAUAUGCCUACCUGAAGGCAAUAGUACUCUUCAGUCCAGAUCAUCCAGGCCUAGAAAACAUGGAACAAAUUGAGAAAUUUCAGGAAAAGGCAUAUGUGGAAUUCCAAGAUUAUAUAACCAAAACAUACCCAGAUGACACCUACAGGUUGUCCAGACUACUACUUAGAUUACCAGCUUUGCGAUUGAUGAAUGCUACUAUCACUGAAGAAUUGUUUUUCAAAGGCCUCAUUGGCAAUGUACGAAUUGACAGUGUCAUCCCACAUAUUUUAAAAAUGGAACCUGCAGAUUAUAACUCACAAAUAAUUGGUCACAGCAUUUGAAAUCUGAGAUAUCAGUGUAAACUUACUGUUCUUUCCUGGAACACAAAAUGACACCAAAUUAAACUAGUUACUUCCAGGGUAUCUGGAAAUUUUGACUUUAAAGAGUAACCAAAAACCAAGGUGUUUUUAUUUUAACUUCUUAAGAAUUUUUGAAGUGACUGGGCAGGUAUCAGGAAUCAAAAUUUCCUUUCCUGCCUUAUUUAAGUGAAUAAGAAAUAUUAUGAAUUUAUUCUUGGUUAAGAGGACACCUUAAGCUGUCACUUCUUGGCAUCUACACUAAGAUCUCUUAUUAUAUUUUAUCUUAUAAAACAAAUAAAUUAGUCUUUUUUUUUCCAGAAUUGUGUUCUAUUCAUAUUUUUCAUUAUGAACUAGUACAAACACUUAAUUGUCAGAAAUACCUAAGGAGGAUUUCCUUGCAUUUUACUCUUAAUAUAUAAUCUGUUUUAAUUACCACGUAAAAGAAGAUUCUUUUAUUCUCAGUGACAUAAUGGUAACAUUAGAACCAUAGGAAAUAAUAACUGAAUAUAUAUAUUUUUUGUCUUUUGUAAAUAUUAUGGAACCUUUAGCAUAUACCACUCUCAUUGCUGGCAAUGAGACAUAGGCCAUUUAUGUCUCAAGACUUUUUUUAGUGUUGUACAUUAUUAGUUACAAGCACUUUUUAUUUAUGUAUGUAGCAGAAAAUUGUUUUUGAGAAUGAGGUAGGGUUCAUGUUUUAAUAUUUUUGGUUUACUGCUAUGUUUUAAAGUAGUAGAGACUGAGCCCCAAAUGUUUCAGUAUUUCCAAAUGGAUAUUAAAAUUAUUGCUUUUCCAUUCCACAAAUGGCAUUUGACUUCUCUCCCUCUUUCCUGACCUGCAUUAUAACUUCCUGACGCUUCCAUGAGUUUUAGCCAGUUUCUUUUAGGGCCUUAGAAAUACCCAAUUUGUUAAAUAAUGGAUUUCUCAUAGCCAAUCUGUGUUUUCAAGGUGAGUUAAACAAUUAUUUUAAAGCAAAUUGGUAAUUUUCAAAAAUUUACGUUUUUUAACAUGUAAAGGAAUAUGCACUGAUAUUUGAUAUUUCACCCUAAAGGAGGGAAAGCUAUUUUAACAAGAGUAUGCACAUCAACCUGAAGCCUUGUUGCCACAACAAAACCAUUUUAGACUCCCUGGAUGCCUUCCACAGUAAUGUUUUCCUCAGCAAACCUGAGUAACUGUUAAAUCUUUCCUUGCUCUGAUUGUCAUAAUGAAUUUUGGUUUAUCUAUUUGUUGAUUUUUUAAAAAUAUGGAGAUUUUAUUGCACUCAGAGUACAUUUUUAUAAAGAUUUUUGCAACAGAAGAAAAGCUGAAUUUAGGGGAGGAUGUGGAUUUUACUAAUUGUUACUUUAUAGUAAAUCAGAAGUUUAAAAGUAUCAACUUUCAGUCUUUACCAACUUACUAAGGGAAAAUUUUUCCCCUAUUUUAAAUGUAAUUUUUAUCAACAGUUUUAUUUAUAAUUAUCAACUGGGAAAAACUACAUUUAGUAUAAAAUAUUCAAAUGGAAAAAUCAGUAGGUUUAUAUCUUUAUAAACCCAUUGAAGUAAGCCAAGGAUUCAGGAAAAUAAUUCUUUAAAAUAAUAUACUAAUGGUUAAUUAAGAUACAUUUUUCUUUCAGGUAUUUUUCCUGAAUAAAUUUGUAGUUAUAUUUGGAAGUAUUUUUAAAACUCUAUUAAAAUGUGACCAUUAAAAAUGUCGAUUUAUUUGA
Messenger RNA from Herpailurus yagouaroundi (jaguarundi), 3818 nucleotides. RefSeq names its product nuclear receptor subfamily 2 group C member 1 (gene NR2C1). The record is from RefSeq and is a predicted model, not a curated record. The transcript is spliced from 14 exons. Lineage: Eukaryota; Metazoa; Chordata; Mammalia; Carnivora; Felidae. Gene Ontology annotation, molecular function: sequence-specific DNA binding; DNA-binding transcription factor activity; zinc ion binding. The coding region runs from base 284 to 2101 and encodes 605 amino acids. Gene Ontology annotation, biological process: regulation of DNA-templated transcription.